UUCCAUGAAGUGCUUCCCUAAUUUAGAGGUUGUUCCGUUUUUUACAAAGAGGAUAUGAUAUAGCUACUUACAAAAGGAAGAAGAAAAAUGGACGUAGAACAACAAGCAAGUAUAUCUGAUGGACAUGCAGAAAAAGUGAAAAUAAAAAUCACUAAUUCAACUCCAAUAGGACAUUUCAUAAAAAAGACACAGAAACAGGGACAUGCAACACCUCCUGCUUUACUACAUGAUCAAGUAAAUACUACAAAGAAAAUGGGUGUUAUUAUAAGCUCUUGUAUUCGUGGUACAACAAAAGACUUGCAUUCAGAUAAAUUUAGAAUAGUUGGACAUGGAGGUGGACACGGGCGGACAGGAAGAAAUAUUGAAAAAUGUGAGGAUCAAAAUAUAUCUGGUGGUGAGGGUCAUGGCAGUCAAAAUCCAAAUCUUGCCUUAAUUGUUGAAGAUGAAAUUGCAGAAGACCAAUUACAAUUCAUACAAACUGAAAUAAAAAAUGUUAUUGACAAGGUUUGGAAUGACAUUGAAACAAGUAAGACAGUUGCACAACAAGUUGCGUCUAAAAAGUCAAGUACGGUAUCACACAAGAAGGGCUGGAAAGUCAUCAGGAUUUUUAUCUCUUCCACGUUUGCUGAUUUCCAUGCAGAACGUGAAGUUAUUGUAAAAAAGGUUAUGCCCGAGCUCAAAGAAUGGAGUGAACAGUUCAAAAUCCACAUACUAGAAUGUGAUCUUCGUUGGGGAGUGCCAAAAAACACUGACACUGAAGAAACAAUAUCAAUAUGCUUGGAUGAGAUAACAAAAUGUAUCAGUGAGACUGAUGGGGAACCAUUUUUUGUUAGUUUACUUAGUGAAAGAUAUGGUUGGAUUCCAUCUUUACAGAAUUUAUCCCAAAAUAUAAUUGAAAGAUAUAGUUGGGUAUAUCCUGUGUCUAUUACACAUAUGGAAAUUAUUCAUGGAGCUAUUCGUACUUGCUCACCGAAUGCAUUAUUUAUGUUACGGGAUAAAGAGUCGUUGAACGAUUUACCUGAUCAUUUUCAUCAUGCAUACAUAGACAACUCAAUCCUUUCGAGGCGUUGUCUUGAGAGGUUAAAAGAAGAACUGGUGGAACAAUUUCCGAAACAGACAUUGAAAUACAAUUCUGUAGUUAUUGGAACUAGUGAUGUCACUGGGUUGCAAAAGGUUGAAUUUGACAAAUUAGACGUCUUCGCAGCAGAUGUUAUAAAUUUUUUCAAAGAACGUAUAAAAAAGUAUGUCUCAGCCCAUAACCAGGUAACUGAAGAAUUAUCAGAAGUUGAGAAAAUGCAGGAAAUGCAGGACAUUUUCAUUGAGAAGCGAGGACAAUUACUGAUUGGAAGAGAGAAAGAAUUUCAAGUCAUAACAGAUUUUGUUCAAAGCGAAGGACGAGAACGAUUUUUGUUUGUAAUUGCUGAACCUGGAACUGGUAAAUCUUCUUUGGCUGCAAACUAUGUGAUGAAGUUAAAGAAGAACAACUCGCCAUGUCUUUAUAAUUUUGCAAGUUCGGCUCCUGGAUCGACAGAUUCGAUCACCGUGCUUCAACGUUUUUGCCAGGAACUCUCUAAAAUGUUGAAGGAAGAUCCUCCGAAUAAAGAAACGCUCAACGAUUACAACCAUCUCUCAGAAUGUUUCUCUCGCCAGUUGAAAGAUAUUUCUUCUAAAUUUCCUUGUUUUGUGAUUGUCUUAGACGCCGUGAAUCAGUUUGCAGAUGAUUGGGGACGCACUUGCGACUGGCUGCCGCUAUUUCCUGCAAACGUAAAUAUUCGAUGUAUUAUAACCUGCGUACCAGAUUUCCAAGGUUUUGACAAACUAACUACAAAGUUCCAUGAUUUCUCUCAAAAGAUAUAUUUGACAGGAUUUAACGUCGAGUGCAGGCGGAAGUUAGUGGAAAUAUUGUUUUCUCGUUACAACAAGCAAUUAGAUCCUGGUCAGAUGGAGUGCUUGAUUUCACUGGAUGCGUGUGCGUCUCCUUUGUGGCUUGCACUUGCAUGUGAAGAGUUAAGAGUGUUUGGUGUUUUUGAACAAGUGACUAAACGCAUCAAAGAAUUACCAGAUUCAAUAGUUGGGUUAUUAGGUUUAAUUUUUAACCGAUUAAUUGCAGAAGACGAAACUGAGAAGCUAAAAGAGGCGUUUAGCUAUCUCUACCUCGCAGGAUCAGGAUUAACUGAGACUGAACUGCGCCAUCUUUUAAACACAAACAAAGAAGAAUGCUUACCAAUGAUGACGUGGGUGAAAACACGAAUUAAAAUAAAACCGUUUCUUCUCAAUACUGGUGCACGUGGAGACGAAGAGAUGUUCUCUUUCUUUCACAAUGCUGUUGCUGAGGCUGUCUUUAAACAUUUUGUCAUCUCUAAAGAUACUGAGGUACAGUUUCAUCAAGAUUUGGCCAAUCAUUUUCUAAAAUACGGUCAAGAUGGCUACCGCACAGCUAAUUCAAUUAUGAAGCAUUUGCAAAAUUCGAACAUGAACACCCAGCUUGUUGAGUUCCUUCGUAAAGAUCCGAGAGGAGUUCGAAUUUCGGACGUUCAGAAAAGUUUUACAUUAAAGAAACUUCGAUGUAUCCAAAGAAUAAUGCCAGGUAAUAGUCCAUUUAAAGCAGAAGUGCGCAUGUGUAACAGAUGUAGUUUCAAGUCAAAGUUAAUUACCCAGAAACCAUUGCAAAUGAAACAGCUGUGUAUGUUAUGCGGAGCGUUUGCGCCACGGCAGAAACCAGAGUACAAAGCUUUCUUGUGUCAGAAACACAAACCGUUUGUUCCACCGUCAACCGAUAAGUGUUACUUUUGCAAACAGGUUUUGUUUCUGCAACAGAAGACUGCAAUGCCGUUGUAUGUGAACUGCUACUUGUGUCAUUUGUGCAGUGUUGGUAAUAUGUGUGUUGAGUUGACAUGCUGAUAUUUGUUUGUGUGAACUGAUGCGCGUUUACUUGUGCAGUGUUGGCAAUCUAUGUUCAGUGUUAAUUUAUAAUUUAUUUAGCAUAGUGCUUUUUAUGCUUCUUCGUUUUACAAUUUUUUGCAUGAAAUAAAAGCAUAUUUUCUUUAA
Messenger RNA from Hydractinia symbiolongicarpus, 3048 nucleotides. Its product is annotated as telomerase protein component 1-like. The transcript has 11 exons. The coding region runs from base 88 to 2901 and encodes 937 amino acids. Gene Ontology annotation, cellular component: Cul4-RING E3 ubiquitin ligase complex. Lineage: Eukaryota; Metazoa; Cnidaria; Hydrozoa; Anthoathecata; Hydractiniidae. Gene Ontology annotation, molecular function: ATP hydrolysis activity. The record is from RefSeq and is a predicted model, not a curated record.